CUGGGCGUGUCCCGCAGGCGCACGGCAUGCUGGGAAGGCGUCCGCGCGGCGGCCAUUUUGUCUUGUCGGCUCCUGUGUAUAGGAGGGUUUUCGGCCUGAGAGCGGGCCGAGGAGAUUGGCGACGGUGUCGCCCGUGUUUUCGUUGGCGGGUGCCUGGGCUGGUGGGAACAGCCGCCCGAAGGAAGCACCAUGAUUUCGGCCGCGCAGUUGUUGGAUGAGUUAAUGGGCCGGGACCGAAACCUAGCCCCGGACGAGAAGCGCAGCAACGUGCGGUGGGACCACGAGAGCGUUUGUAAAUAUUAUCUCUGUGGUUUUUGUCCUGCGGAAUUGUUCACAAAUACACGUUCUGAUCUUGGUCCGUGUGAAAAAAUUCAUGAUGAAAAUCUACGAAAACAGUAUGAGAAGAGCUCUCGUUUCAUGAAAGUUGGCUAUGAGAGAGACUUUUUGCGAUACUUACAGAGCUUACUUGCAGAAGUAGAACGUAGGAUCAGACGAGGCCAUGCUCGUUUGGCAUUAUCUCAAAACCAGCAGUCUUCCGGGGCCGCUGGCCCAACAGGCAAAAAUGAAGAAAAAAUUCAGGUUCUAACAGACAAAAUUGAUGUACUUCUGCAACAGAUUGAAGAAUUAGGGUCUGAAGGAAAAGUAGAAGAAGCCCAGGGGAUGAUGAAAUUAGUUGAACAAUUAAAAGAAGAGAGAGAACUGCUUAGGUCCACAACCUCGACAAUUGAAAGUUUUGCUGCACAAGAAAAACAAAUGGAAGUUUGUGAAGUGUGUGGAGCCUUUUUAAUAGUAGGAGAUGCCCAGUCCCGGGUAGAUGACCAUUUGAUGGGAAAACAACACAUGGGCUAUGCCAAAAUUAAAGCUACUGUAGAAGAAUUAAAAGAGAAGUUAAGGAAAAGAACAGAAGAACCCGAUCGUGAUGAGCGUCUAAAAAAGGAGAAGCAAGAAAGAGAAGAAAGAGAAAAAGAACGGGAGAGAGAAAGGGAAGAAAGAGAAAGGAAAAGACGAAGGGAAGAGGAAGAAAGAGAAAAAGAAAGGGCUCGUGACAGAGAAAGAAGAAAGAGAAGUCGUUCACGAAGUAGACACUCGAGCCGAACAUCAGACAGAAGAUGCAGCAGGUCUCGGGACCACAAAAGGUCACGAAGUAGAGAAAGAAGGCGAAGCAGAAGUAGAGAUCGACGAAGAAGCAGAAGCCAUGAUCGAUCAGAAAGAAAACAUAGAUCUCGAAGUCGGGAUCGAAGAAGAUCAAAAAGCCGGGAUCGAAAGUCAUAUAAGCACAGGAGCAAAAGUCGGGACAGAGAACAAGAUAGAAAAUCCAAGGAGAAAGAAAAGAGGGGAUCUGAUGAUAAAAAAAGUAGUGUGAAGUCCGGUAGUCGAGAAAAGCAGAGUGAAGACACAAACACUGAAUCGAAGGAAAGUGAUACUAAGAAUGAGGUCAAUGGGACCAGUGAAGACAUUAAAUCUGAAGUGCAGCGUAAGUAUGCACAGAUGAAGAUGGAACUAAGCCGAGUAAGAAGACAUACAAAAGCCUCUUCUGAAGGAAAAGACAGUGUAGUCCUGCAAAACAUUUUGAGGACUACUGUUCGAAGAUUUUUGGAAGAAUACUGAGAACGGCAUAAAGUGAAGAUCGACAUUUAAAAAAUGAGGUGAAAGAAAGCUAUAGUGGCAUAGAAAAAGUAUAAAGCUCAGUUAGUUUUUUUAUUAUUAUUAUUAUUAAAAGUUAAUUCAGGACUGAUGUGACCUACCAGAUUUCAGAACAUGUGUUAAUAGUAUAUAUGCCACUGAAAACUUAGGUCCUGUAUCAUACUUUUUUCUUUAAGACUUUUUAAGAAAUAUUACUUAAACAUGUGGCUUGCUCAGUGUUUAAUUGCAAAUUUUCAUUCUCGGACUUUGAAAACAGGAUUAAACGUUAGUAUUUGUGUGAAUCAGACUAAGUGGGAUUUCAUUUUUACAACUCUGCUCUACUUAGCCUUUGGAUUUAGAAGUAAAAAUAAAGUAUCUCUGACUUUCUGUUACAAAGUUGAUUGUCUCUGUCAUUGAAAGGUUUUAGUAUUAAUCUUUUUCUAAUAAAGUUAUUGACUCUGAACUAGUCCCCUGUUUUAAAUACAAGAGUUACACUAUCACUAGAGGUGUUGGUGUACAGUUUUAUCUAAUUUGUUCUGUUUAAGACUAAUUUUUAUAGAGUUUCUAAUGUUUUAAAUAAUGGUGCUUCAAUUUUAGGUGGUUAUGAAUAAAUUUGAAUUUUGCUUUUAAUAGCAAAGAUGUACAGUGAACUAAAAUAUAUUUUUACAUCCCUGAGAAAUUCCUUUAGUAGAAAAUUCCAAGUAUCCUGACAAGCACUCUUUAGCUAGCCAGCUAUGAAAUAAUGAUGUAGAAAAGCAUUCAAGUGCUAGUUUUUGUUAAGUCCUGUAUCAAGAUUUCUUCUCACCCGGUGGUGUCAGUUUAUAAAUGUACUUGUGUAUAGGGUGUGUACUAUAUAUGGCAAGGGUUUUUCCCCCCUCUUAAAUGAUUAUUUUUGUGUCACAUCUAGGAAAACUGGCAGCAUGUUUCUAUCUAUAGCCAGCUUCAACUGUAUAAAAGUAUUCUCUCCAGCUACGUGUAUACACACGCACAUAUAUAUCAUAGCAAUUCCUUGUGGUUUAUAACUUUCAAAUACUGCUAUCAGUUUAUAGGUAAAGAAACUGAGUGUGUUAAAUGACUUACCCAGGGAGGGUCUUGUGGCUUCAUGUUUAUGGAGUUGCUAGGUCUCUGUCUCAUGGUCCAGUGCCUAACUGUUAAGACACUGUGUUGAUUCUAAUAGGCAUAAUGAAUUGUUAAAGAAUUUACUAAAAUCUCUUCCACCAAACUUUGAAAAAUAAUGAAGCCCCCAGUUUAGAGGCUCUGUUGGAAAAAAUGCUGUGGAGACAGAGCCCUCCUGGCUCCCUAGCUGAUCCUGGAGAUGCAGCAAUAGAUGAGUGGGUUAUCUCUGAAUUUGUAAGAGAUGAUUCACAUGAGGAUUAAGAUAAAAUGGGAGGUAAAAUCUAACAAACACAAAGAUAGCUCCCAGGCACUGCUUUGUGUAGUUUGACAAGAUUGUGGUUGUAGUAGCAGAGGACUAUAAAAUGAUAGUUUUUAAACCAUAUUCUGUCCCUAAGUAUUAAAAAAUCUAGGAAGUUAUUAAAAUACAAGAUUUGUUCUGCUCUGUCUCCUCUAGAAUCAACAUCUAACUUAAAUGAAGUAUAAUAAAUGAGCUCAUAUGAAACGGCUUCCUCUAUGGACACUUAGAUCUAUUGUAACUAUUGAAGUUACCUGGGAUUUGGGGGCGGUGGGAGGAGGACCUGCCUCCUCAGGGCAGCUAUGACUAAGGCCUGGCUUUAGUUAUGGAGAGAGACCUAGAAGUUGAAUUUUACACCCAAAAUUGAUGUGGCUGAAGAACUGAUUCUUGCUAACCAUCUCAUAAGAAUCCAGUAUGAGACCAGUUCACUAGAAGAAACAAACAUUUCUGCCAUGCAGACCAAAAAGUUAUUAGUUGGUGAAUAUAUAUUUUCUCUUUGGAAAGUCUUUAAGGGGAGCAAACCAGUUUUAAUCAGAUUGCUUGGGAAGUUUGAAAUCUGCAAUCAGUUGGUCUUUAAAAAAAACCAACAGCUUUAUUUUGAAAAUUUAAAGACAUGCACAAAAGAGGAACAAUAUAAUUAACCUCUGUUAACUCAUCACCAACAAGACUUAUGACCACUCUUAUACUUCAUGAGUGAUUGUAUUUGUAUCCACUGUCCCCUAUUAUUUUUGAGCAAAUCUCAGACACACCAUUUAAUCUGUAAAUAAUUCAGCAUGUAUCUCUAAAAGACAAAGACCUCUUAAAUAACAGUUCACUAGUAUAAAACAAAUUGGGUAAACUUUUAUCAGUCAUCAAACCAUAUAGCACUGGUCCAAUAGUUUAAUUUCCAUUGAGCCUUUCAGGAGCACCGACCAGUCUGCUGUUCAAGACAUCCUCUCCUCUGGAAUGUAGAGAUGAUACAUAUCAUGCUUCUUUUUGUUAAAACACUUUUUUUCCCCCUUCAAACACAGUCCAGUCAUUUUUCAGUUUGGGUUGAAACAUCCUUCUUGUUUUCUUGAUCUUGAGCUUAUAAUAACCUAGUCAUAUUGCUCAGCUCAGAUAUUUUUACCCCCUCUCCUUAGGCAUUCUGGUUCCUUAAAUAUAGUUAGUGUCACAGAGGAUAAUGAACCUUAUUUCCGAGGUCUGAGAACACUUGGACCACACAUUGGUUGAGCUCAGCCACCUUCUGAUUAAAGUUUUCAGAGUUGUUAAGAACUGAACAUUUUUAUGGUGGAAGUUCUCUGAGCCCUCAUCCAUUCUGUUUUUAAAAAUGCAUUGCCGAUGGGCUAUGUGAAUAUGUUUUUAAACAUGUUAUGUGCAUGAAACAUAAAACACUUUAAGUUAUUAUUAUGUAUACAAUUCUGUGGGAUGGGACUUCAUUCAGGGUUGGUUUUCAAGCUUGAUUUCCUGAGGGAUGUUUUAGUUGUUUGUGAAAGAACCCCAGGUCUACUUUUGAAAUUUUGUAUUAUAAUUGUAAUGUUGCCCAUGGUUUAAAAAAAAAAAAAAAAAGUGUUUAGUGAUCUGUCUCCUACUACUCCUAUCCCUCUGUUUUUCCUCUGCAGGAGCUUGCUGCUGUUAACAGUUAUUCUUCCAAGUAGUUUUCUUUGUGGGGAGAUGGGAGGUGGGAGGAAAUAUAAACAUAUAUGUAUAAAUCUUUCAAAAUAUAUGACGGUAUACCCGUAUCUUCUGAGUCUUGGUGUUUUUACCUGGUAAUAUUUAGAAAUAUUUAUUUUGAGAUAAAGGAGACAGCACUUUUAAGUUGAACCUGUAGUUUUAAAAAGUACAUUUCAAAUAAGCCAAAGCAGAGAAGUAAAUGUAUUUUUCAUUGUUGUAUCAGAAUUUUGAAUUUACUAUUUUAAAAAUUCAAGAGUUUUGUAGCUGAUCUAUUUCUUCCCCUCAGCCAUCCCAAAUAGGUCAUUUGUCAACAGAUUUAAGAAUGUUUAGGAACAACAACUUUGAGAAACGGGAAACAAUUUGGCAUAAGUGGGUGUGCCAUAACCUCUCAUAGCCAUUCACUCUCGGAUACAUACCCUAGAGAAACUCUUACACAUGUGUACCAGGGGAUGGAUUUAAGCAUUGUGUGUAAUAGGAAGAAAAGAAGAAAAAACCUGGGAAGACCCUAAGUGUCCACCAACAGUGUGUUGGAUAAAUACUGUGGUAUAUUCCAACAGUGGAAUUCCACAGAAGUGAAACCGAACUGCAGCUCUAUAUGUGAACAUGGACAAAACUCAACAA
Molecule: messenger RNA, 5308 nt
Organism: Rhinopithecus roxellana (golden snub-nosed monkey)
Lineage: Eukaryota; Metazoa; Chordata; Mammalia; Primates; Cercopithecidae
Gene: LUC7L3
Product: LUC7 like 3 pre-mRNA splicing factor
Exons: 12
Coding region: 190-1608 (472 amino acids)
Biological process (GO): mRNA splice site recognition
Cellular component (GO): U1 snRNP; U2-type prespliceosome
Molecular function (GO): mRNA binding
Source: RefSeq, a predicted model, not a curated record